Molecule: messenger RNA, 975 nt
Organism: Amoebophrya sp. A25
Lineage: Eukaryota; Dinophyceae; Syndiniales; Amoebophryaceae
Source: the annotation of a GenBank genome assembly
GGCGCUUUGGCACUGGAGAUUCCGGGUAUGGUAGAGGUGUCUACCUCCCGCAGCAUGUCUCUGACUCAGCUGACUUCCGAGUACGACGUGGUGGUCCUCGAUUUUUACACCACUUGGUGCAAAAAAUGUCCGGAGGCUGCUAAGGAGAUGCAACGCUUGGCUGAGAACUUCCCUGCUACAGAGGACACCAUCAAGAAGGCCGUUUUCGUCUUGGUGAACCUGGAGAACGAUCUUGAAGGCGCUGUGGAAUUUUGCGAGGAACAUGGGAUCAAAAGCACUUUCGAAAGCGACAAGAAUGUUAUGAUGCUUGAACAAUAUGAGGAAUCGUUUUUUAAUGACUACAGCAGCUCAUGACAACAGCUCUAGGUAUAGGUGUAGCUAAGGUCAUCGUACAUUGCUUUUCUAUCCGUAGAAGUUCUUUGGACGAGCAGUUUUUCCUCGUCUUAAUGCCUUCGUCCAAUCAUAUCUGUAGUUUGGAUGGUGCCAACCCCUGACUCUUCUAACAUUCCCAAGUCCGAGCUUCUCUCUGUGAUCAUUGACGAUGACCUGUUGCCUUCGGAGUAUGGAGUUCAGGGGAUUCCUCACAAGACUGUCAUCCGCAACGGCAAGAUUGUGGCGAACGGCGUCGACGUAGAUCUCGAGAAGGACAUUGUCGCGAGUAAGACCAUCCUCGAAGCAGAGGUCAAGGUUAUGAUCAUGAUAUUUUGGUAGGUAAUAACAACAAGCAACUGAUCGAUGUGUUUAAGGCUGUAGUUGUUACCUAAGACAACUCCUCCUAUCAACAGGUGAUAAGUAGAUGCCUCCUAGUACUCGUAGCUGGUUGUCGUUUGUAGUAGCUCGCUUGUGAGAAGAAACAAAUUAAUAAAUAAGGGGGCUCGGGCUCGCUCAAAUGAAUUAGUAACAAUUACAUCAAGGUGGAUCGCGAUCGACGUGCUGCUCCAGAACUCCUUCUAACAACACCACCACUGGAGAUGA